Molecule: messenger RNA, 3280 nt
Organism: Onthophagus taurus
Lineage: Eukaryota; Metazoa; Arthropoda; Insecta; Coleoptera; Scarabaeidae
Product: protein bric-a-brac 1
Biological process (GO): regulation of transcription by RNA polymerase II
Cellular component (GO): nucleus
Molecular function (GO): DNA binding; protein binding
Source: RefSeq, a predicted model, not a curated record
GCGUCUCUCCUCCACCUGUUUGCAUGCAUUCCUAUACGGCGACAGCCUUUGGUCGUCGUCUCCGAAACACACUUGUUUUAACGCGAUUUUAACAGUUUUUCACGUUUUGUGUUCAGUUUUUGAUUAGAACGUUUGGUGCAUGUCCGUUUUGUGCUUGCCUUGAGUUUGCUAGGAAUCGUACCUGUCAGCCAUUAUUCUUUGGAAUAACGUAAGGGGAAAGAGGCCGUAAAUACGAGGUUCCAAAGUGAGAAAGAGAGAAGGAGAGCGAGUUACACGGCGAGCCACCGGACGCAGAUUAACAGAAUCAUACACAACGUCUAUAUUAGUAUUCGAAAGCUGUUUUUUGUCUCGAUUGAUUACGGAGAUCUUGUUGAUGUAAGUGGACAAUCUUGGAAUAACGGUGGCAAAGUGGGGAUCCACGGACUCGGAUCAAAAUCAUUUUUGUUGACUUUACUGAGUGACCGCGAUAAUAAACGCCGCCAAGACGACGUCCGAAACGGAAGACGCCAUGCAGCACCAGACGGGCUCGCCCCAGCAGUUCUGCCUGCGUUGGAACAACUACCAGAGUAACCUGACCAACGUCUUUGACCAGCUUCUCCAGAGCGAGUCGUUCGUAGACGUCACCCUCGCCUGCGAUGGUCACUCGGUCAAAGCUCACAAAAUGGUCCUGUCCGCGUGCAGUCCCUAUUUUCAAUCGUUGUUCUUCGACAACCCCUGUCAACAUCCGAUCGUGAUCAUGCGAGACAUCAAAUGGCCCGAACUGAAAGCGGCCGUCGAGUUUAUGUAUAAAGGCGAGAUCAACGUCUCCCAAGAACAAAUCGGACCGCUUUUAAAAGUCGCGGAAUCCCUGAAGAUCCGCGGUCUAGCCGAUGUAAACGGUGAGCAAGACGUAAUAGGCACCACGACACCCACCACUCAGGCUGCUGCCGGUGAGGUCACCAAGACCCCAACUCAACAAGCCCCAGAAACCCCAGAAUGGGAAAGCCGUCCCGAAGGUGGCGAGAACGUGCCACCCAGGACGAAAAAGAGACGAAGAUCGGGCGAAAGAAGCAGCCUGAGUAGUCCGGCAGAGAGCGCGAGCAUUGAUAUGCCAGAACCUGCCCCGUCUGUCGAAAUGUCUCCAGCACCACCCGCGACACCCUUGCCUACGCAAACACCCCAAGAACCGCUACCGUUGACUCUUCCGAUACAGCAUCCAUCGCAUUCUUCUGACGACAUGGAAAUCAAACCUGGUAUUGCUGAGAUGAUUCGCGAGGAAGAACGGAAGCUACUUCCACAAAACGCCAAGCUGUUGGAAUCAUCCCAUGCUUGGCUCGGUGCUGCCUCCACCUCUUCAAUCGCCGCAGAUAGCUACCAGUAUCAACUUCAAUCGAUGUGGCAGAAAUGUUGGAAUACCAAUCAAAGCUUAGUUCAUAACUUGCGUUUUCGCGAACGAGGACCGUUGAAAUCUUGGAGGCCUGAAACCAUGGCCGAAGCCAUAUUCUCGGUGCUCAAAGAAGGAUUAUCACUCUCACAAGCGGCAAGAAAAUACGAUAUUCCAUAUCCAACAUUCGUUUUAUACGCAAAUCGAGUUCAUAACAUGUUGGGGCCAUCUGCUGAUGGAGGUUCAGAUCUCAGACCAAAAGGAAGAGGUCGCCCACAACGUAUUUUACUUGGAGUAUGGCCUGAUGAACACAUUAGGGGCGUAAUCAGAGCCGUAGUGUUCCGGGAUUCUCAUCAAAUCAAGGAGGAACCUUUGGGUUACCCUCGUAUACAACACCCACUAAAAGCCCUACCCAACGUCACAAAUUUCAGCAAAUUUACAUCUAAACAAGAAAAAGAUUGGGACUCUCUUAUGAAACCACAAGAAAAUCGUGCUGAAAAUUGUUGGGAUGGUGUAAAUAUGCAAAACUACCCUAAUAAUAAUUGUAGUAGUAAUGGACAAGAAUCUAAUGUAUCCCCGGGAGCAGCAGCAACAGCAGCAGCAGUAGCAGCUGUUGCUCAAGGUUUGAGACAACAAAUGUGUAGUAUGGUGGCAGCAGCGCAACAUCAAAGUUCAGCUCACGAUACAAAUCCAGUGGCGAGUUUGGUGAAUUCUUUAGCUCUCGCCGGUCAUUGUGGAGGAGUAUCCAUGGCUAGUAAUGGAGCUCCGCCGAUAAGUAUGAGCCAUAUGGCUUCGAUGAGAAUGGCUAGUCCAGCUGGAAGUAUACAAGAUCUGAGAAUAAGUCCAGCUGGGUCUGGAUUAGAAAGUCCGAUAUCUUCCCCGUUAGGAUUAACGGUUUCGAGUUCAAUGGAACCGUCCAUGGGUAUGGGUAUGGGUAAUAACAUGGACGUUAGCGCGUUGACUAUACCAGGAAUGGGGGCGUAUAAACCGCCUAGAACAUUUGCUUCACCAAGGCCUGAUACAUUAUUUCAUGAAGAUAUUGACGAACUCGUCAAACCAAUGCAUGGAUCGAAUUCAAACAGGCAAAAGGACCCAAUAACUUCCAUUAAAUUAGAGCCCCUUACGGAGUGUCGUGGCGAAUGAGCGCUUGAGGUUCUACAAUGUAAUGUGAUAAAUUAUUAUUAGUUUAUUUUUCGUUUUUUCCCUCUUUUUUUUUGGUACGUUUGUCAGAAACAAAAAGAAGGAACAAACAAAUCCGGACGAGCCGAAUCUACGUUUAUAUUCGACGUCGCUUAAUUAAUUUUUUAAUUAUUAUUUUUCUAUUUUUUCUCUCAUAUUUCAAUUAACUGUUAACGUAUUUAACAAAAAGAAAAAAUAAAAACAAAAUGAAUUUUAGUGAGUAGUAGUACGUUUUUGGACGGUUUUAUAAAAUUUAUCGAGAAAACGCCAAAGUUUCGGCCAGUUUCUAUAUAAAAGACUGUUGUGUAUAUGUAUACUGAUUGUUCUAAAUUCAAAAUUAGGAUCGUGUAUUUUCGUGGUAUUUAUCUUUGUAUUCUUAAGUAGACUUUAAAAAAAAAAGGUUUUUCGAUGCACUUCGGUCACAUCACAUUGAGAAAUGAUUACGAAUAUAAUUGACAUUCCUCAUUCGCUUUCCGACAAUCUUACUCUACCAUCCAUUUUUUACAACGCACACGUUUAUCGCAACAUUUAAGUUUUAAUUUAUUCAUCAAAUUAUUGGGCUUUUUUAUAAUUGUCCUAUUUCAAUUUUUUUUCAUUACUCCAGGCACCUGUACACUACAAAUCUUUUAGUUAGGAAUUAUUUUUCCAUCAAACUCUUGUUGCUACAUAAUUAUUAUUAUUUUGUUUUUUUCUAUUAUUUUGUUGUUUACAUUUUUGCAGCAUAAUAAUUUAAAACCA